AGUACAUAAACCUCCACCUCUAUCCACCCAUUCACACUCAAAACUAUUCUUCUCUGGGUUAGUUGGUGUGAAGUGUACACUUGAUGAUACGCAGAGGGGGAGAAUUCUCCUUUAUUUUACCGUUCGCUCCCUGCUCGACGCCGGCGGUUCUUCUUCUGACUAAUCGUCUUUAUUAAGAGUCAAGUUCCUCCAAUCUAAUGAUUCAAAAAGGCGCUGAUUCGGCGAAGGACAGAAGAGUAAAAGGGUUCAAUGUCAAGUUUGGGGCUUCUGCCUAAAAGAUGGAGAAUUGUUAAUAGACGCAAAUUAGAAAUGACACACACACACACGUCCCCACACACACACGCACACACAGACGGAUGCCAUGGCUGAGGAAAGAACGUGCAGAAGAGGGAGCUAGAGAGAGAGAGAGAAACAGAGAGAGAGAGAGAGAGAAACAGAGAGAGAGAGAGAAAAUAUGAAACAAGUCAUUUGCAAAGGAGUAAAUCACGGAAAGCUGGGUGAGAGCGCGAUAGGCUCCCGGUUCCAGCGUUUCCACUGGAAUUGUGAUUGUGAUGCGCAGGAGUCUUUCUUCUCUGCUGCUUCUUCUUGUCUUUGUUCUUCUUUUUCUCUUUCUCCGCCGGAUAUCCAAUGGAACCGUGCUGAUUGUUGUACUGUUAUUGCAGUUGCUUUGCCUUUUUCCUCGCUAUCCCUGCUCUGGUUGCUUCUUGUCGCCGUUGCUCACACUGCAACCAGAUUGUGUGUUGUGGCUGUGAGGGAAAGCUGAACAGCCCCGGCGGCGGACCCGAUUCUCUUCCCCCCAUCUUGGUCUGUGUGUGUAUGUGUGUGUAUGAGUGUGUUGUCGGCGUGUUACUGCCUCUCAGCACCGCACAGAAGCAGGGGGAAACAAUAAAAAGAGAAAGAAAAACACACACCAGAUAGUCCACUUUGACUGUGCUGAGCCAAACGCACGUUUAAGAAUAUCCAUUACACGAAAGAUGAGUUCAUAUUUUGUAAACUCGCUCUUCUCGAAAUAUAAAAGUGGAGAUUCGUUACGGCCAAACUACUAUGAGUGUGGUUUCGCACAGGACCUGGCCGGCAGCCGGCCCACGGUGGUCUAUGGACCGGGAUCCGGCGCUACCUUCCAGCAUACUCCGCAGAUCCAGGACUUCUACCACCACAGCGCCUCCUCGCUCCCAAGCAACCCCUACCAGCAGAGUCCGUGCGCGGUCACAUGUCACGGCGAGCCGGGGAACUUUUAUGGAUAUGACGCACUGCAACGACAGACGAUUUUUGGAACCCAAGACGCCGACUUGGUCCAGUACAGCGACUGUAAGCUCGGGGGCGCGACCGGACUGGGAAACGAGGACGCGGAGGGAACCGAGCAGAGCCCUUCGCCGACACAACUGUUUCCCUGGAUGAGGCCACAAGUAGCUGCUGGCAGAAGAAGAGGUCGGCAGACCUACAGUCGCUACCAGACUCUGGAGCUGGAGAAAGAGUUCUUGUUCAACCCCUACCUAACCAGGAAACGCCGAAUCGAGGUGUCGCACGCAUUAGCGUUGACAGAGCGGCAGGUUAAGAUCUGGUUCCAGAACCGCAGGAUGAAGUGGAAAAAGGAGAACAACAAGGACAAGUUCCCCAGUAGCAAGAGUGAACAGGAGGCGGUGGAACGGGAGAGGAGGGAGAAGGAACUGCGAGAGGCCGGUGGUGGUAGCGGUGGAGGCAGUGGAGAAGGGGAUGGAGGAACAGGCACGGGGUCGGGUACGGCGGGGUCUCAGGGCUCCGUCAGUGAGGACUGCUGUGAGAAAACACACAAACAAAUGUAAAGAGAGAGGCAGAGAAUUUUGAGGGAUCGGGGGUGGUUAAUCUAAAUGGCCAACAAAGGUGAUGGUUGAAGUUGGAUCAGUGGACUAUUUUAACUUUAACGAGGCCAAUAAACUACCUGCGCUCUCCGUGAUUCGUCAGAUGAGGCUCCAGUAUUGUAAGAGCAACGAGUUGGAAGGACUGAAGGUCUGAUGACUGUCAAAACCACAGGAAAGAGCUAUAAAGCAAAAAAAAAAAAAUAAAUAAAUAAAAAAAGCUAAAGCUGUAAAUCGACUUAAUUGGAUGGCACUUAUCAUUCGAACUUAUCAAAUAUGUAACUCCCACCCCCAGCCCUCACGAACAAGGUAAAAGAAAGAAGAUUAAAGGGUAGCUUCCUUUUUUUGUGGAACAAGUAUCGUGAAACAUUUCUAUAUUGUUAGAACUUUAUCAUUAACAGUUUCAUCUUUGGCAGCUGUAUAGUUUUUAAGUUAAAUAUGAUGGUGCACUUUUUACUGUAAUUCUCACGUCAAUGUUCUUGUUGUUAUGACUAUGAUUUAUGAUAAUUAUGAAGAUGAUGACGUAGCAAUUAAUGAAAUUUCCAACAACAUGAAACUGCCUAUUUAUGCCGAUUUAGUAGGUUGGGUCUCUCAUUUUUUACACACUGUCAUUUUAGUUCGUUUUUUGACGUAGCCUAUGUCAAGGAUAUUUGUUUUAUGUUGUAUUCCUAUAUCGUUUAGGAAAAAGAGCAUGCGCACAGUGCAGAUGAAAAAAAUGAUAAAAAUAUAGUAAAUAAAAAUAACAAUAAAAUUUGUUGAAAAAACUGGCUAUAAAAAUGAUUGUUUUCUGGAUUGUUCUCUGAGCCAGUGAGAAUGAUAGUUUAAAUAACUUGGUCAAAUCUUUAAAUGUCUCAUUUUGAUGUCAACUAGAAUUCUCAUUUCUUUUUUUCUCCAUUAUUCAGCCUGUAUAAUGAUUCUGUAUCUAAUCUUUAAAUCCCAGUCUCAUUUCCCUGUCCUUAUUUGUUGUUUCAGUCCCAAUAAUCUAAACACAUUUUGUUAAAUGGCAAAAAGUUAACACUGAACCUAAAUCUACUCUAACUAUCUCCACCUUUAUCGGAGCCCAUUCCCACUCAACACACACAAAAUCACAAUUCAUCGAGGCAUCAUUUAAUUAAUGGUCUGGUCCCCACCCCCUCUUACACUAUUAUAGGCCUCUAUCAGACCUCUAUCAUUAAAAUGCCUCCCAUCAUCAUUGCUAUGACAACUUGAGGUCAGAUGGUUUCCAUAUGCAAGGAUCAAACACAUGGAAUACAAAUAUUUAUCCGUUGAUGGAGAAUAAUUUUGUACAAUUUUGGACUGAUACUUUUCACUCAUUUCACCAAGCACCAGAUAUUUGUCUUAUCCAAUCAGGUUUUGUUAUUUAUUUAUGGUAGCAAUACUGUUUUAUUUUAUAGAGCAUAGAGAGAAAGUAAUUUGUUUUGCAUAAUUUCAUUGAUUUACAUAUUGUCCCCACAAAUUUACACAGAAAAGAUUUCUAUCAUGUUCAAUAUUGUUCAGUGUUUGAAAUAUUUAU
Xiphophorus maculatus (southern platyfish) is the source of this 3348-nucleotide messenger RNA. RefSeq names its product homeobox protein Hox-B8a. The transcript is spliced from 2 exons. Gene Ontology annotation, cellular component: nucleus. Gene Ontology annotation, biological process: regulation of transcription by RNA polymerase II. Lineage: Eukaryota; Metazoa; Chordata; Actinopteri; Cyprinodontiformes; Poeciliidae. Bases 975 to 1802 code for a protein of 275 amino acids. Gene Ontology annotation, molecular function: RNA polymerase II transcription regulatory region sequence-specific DNA binding; DNA-binding transcription factor activity, RNA polymerase II-specific. The record is from RefSeq and is a predicted model, not a curated record.